Castor canadensis (American beaver) is the source of this 6672-nucleotide messenger RNA. It is a transcript of the gene Esyt2, whose product is annotated as extended synaptotagmin 2. The record is from RefSeq and is a predicted model, not a curated record. Gene Ontology annotation, biological process: lipid transport. Gene Ontology annotation, cellular component: endoplasmic reticulum membrane. Lineage: Eukaryota; Metazoa; Chordata; Mammalia; Rodentia; Castoridae. Gene Ontology annotation, molecular function: phosphatidylinositol binding; phosphatidylethanolamine binding; calcium ion binding.
GCCACCCCCCCACAGAGGGGCGCUGGCGCACGGGGCUGAGCAGGCUGGGUUCUGCGGGAGCGCCGCGCCCGCCUCGGCCAGAGGGCAGCACGUCGCGGCUGGCGAUGAGCGGCGCCGGGGACGAGAGCCCGGAGGCCGGCGCUGGCCGGGACAGCAGUCGCCCGGCGCCCGAGCCUCCCGGCGGCGCGCUCAGCGUGGACGUACCGGGGUUGCUGGCGCAGCUGGCGCGCAGCUUCGCGCUGCUGCUGCCGGUGUACGCGCUCGGUUACCUGGGGCUGAGCUUCAGCUGGGUGGUCCUGGCGCUCGGGCUGCUCGCAUGGUGCCGCCGGAGCCGCGGCCUCAAGACCAGCCGCCUGUGCCGCGCGCUGGCGCUGUUGGAGGACGAGGAGCGCACCGUGCGCCUUGGAGUGCGCGCCUGCGACCUGCCGGCCUGGGUUCAUUUUCCAGACACUGAAAGAGCUGAAUGGCUAAAUAAGACGGUAAAGCACAUGUGGCCUUUUAUUUGCCAGUUUAUCGAGAAGCUGUUUCGAGAAACCAUAGAGCCAGCUGUUCGGGGAGCAAAUGCCCACCUCAGUACCUUCAGCUUCACAAAGGUGGACAUGGGUCAACAGCCCCUUAGGGUCAAUGGUGUUAAGGUGUAUACAGAAAAUGUAGACAAAAGGCAAAUUAUUCUGGACCUUCAGAUUAGUUUUGUAGGAAAUUGUGAGAUUGAUUUGGAGAUCAAACGAUAUUUUUGUAGAGCUGGUGUGAAAAGUAUACAGAUCCAUGGGACAAUGCGGGUGAUCCUGGAGCCACUGAUUGGAGACAUGCCCUUAGUGGGGGCUUUGUCCAUCUUCUUCCUUAGGAAGCCACUUUUAGAGAUUAACUGGACAGGACUGACUAAUCUUCUGGACAUCCCUGGAUUGAAUGGGUUAUCUGAUACUAUCAUUUUGGAUAUAAUAUCGAACUAUCUGGUGCUUCCCAAUCGAAUCACUGUUCCUCUUGUCAGUGAAGUACAAAUAGCUCAGUUGCGGUUUCCUAUACCAAAGGGUGUUCUAAGGAUACAUUUUAUUGAAGCCCAAGAUCUUCAGGGGAAAGACACUUAUCUUAAGGGCCUUGUCAAAGGAAAAUCAGAUCCCUAUGGAAUCAUCCGAGUGGGCAAUCAAAUCUUCCAAAGCAAGGUCAUCAAAGAGAACCUUAGUCCAAAGUGGAACGAGGUGUACGAGGCUUUAGUUUAUGAACACCCUGGUCAAGAAUUGGAGAUUGAGCUCUUUGAUGAAGAUCCAGACAAGGAUGACUUCCUAGGAAGUCUUAUGAUUGAUCUCAUAGAAGUUGAGAAGGAGCGCCUUUUAGAUGAAUGGUUCACGCUGGAUGAAGUUUCCAAAGGAAAGCUGCACCUAAAGCUGGAAUGGCUCACACUGAUGCCAGAUGCGUCGAACCUCGACAAGGUGCUGGCAGAUAUCAGAGCUGACAAAAACCAAGCCGAUGAUGGUCUUUCAUCUGCACUGCUCAUCUUGUAUUUGGAUUCAGCAAGGAACCUUCCGAGUAUCUACGAGGGAAACUUUGGGUGUGGCUACUUAAAAGAGAGGCGAGCGUCGGGACUAGUGUUUUGUGAGAAUACUGCCUCAGUCUAUAGAGCUCUGUUUUCAGGGAAGAAAGUAAGCAGCAACCCAAAUCCUCUUGUCCAAAUGUCAGUCGGUCACAAGGCUCAAGAAAGCAAGAUUCGGUAUAAAACCAGUGAGCCCGUGUGGGAGGAAAACUUCACUUUCUUCAUUCACAACCCCAAGCGUCAGGAUCUUGAAGUUGAGGUUAAGGAUGAGCAACAUCAGUGCUCUCUGGGGAAUGUGAAGGUCCCACUCAGUCAGCUGCUUACAAGUGAUGACAUGACCAUAAACCAGCGGUUCCAGCUCAGCAACUCAGGUCCAAACAGCAGCUUGAAAAUGAAGAUCGCUCUCAGGGUACUCCAUCUUGAAAUGCAAGAAAGACCUCCAGACCACCAACAUUCAGCUCAAGUGAAACGACCCUCUGUUUCCAAAGAAGGGAGGAAAAUGCCUGUCAAAUCUCAGAUAUCUGCAUCUGGUGGCAGCACUGGUGGCAGCAGUGUGACUCCAUCCACACCAGUCAUUGGGGGCCGUGAUGAGCCUGGUGUGGAAGAGAAGGCCCAGCCCCCCGAGGCUAGCCCUCCAGGACAGCACGACUUGGGCAGGAGUUCCUCCAACCUCCUGGCCUCUCCGAGCCACGUCUCAGCCAAGGAGCCCACGCCCAGCAUCGCCUCAGAUAUAUCCCUCCCCAUUGCCACCCAGGAGCUGCGGCAAAGGCUACGGCAGCUUGAAAAUGGGACGACCCUGGGCCAGUCCCCCCUAGGCCAGAUCCAGUUGACGAUUCGCCACAGCUCCCAGAGGAACAAGCUCAUCGUGGUUGUGCACUCCUGCCGAAAUCUCAUUGCCUUCUCGGAAGACGGCUCUGACCCGUAUGUUCGCAUGUAUUUAUUACCGGACAAGAGGAGGUCAGGAAGGAGGAAAACACACGUGUCAAAGAAGACAUUAAACCCCGUGUUCGAUCAGAGCUUUGAUUUCAGUGUUUCACUCCCUGAGGUGCAGAGGAGAACACUGGACGUAGCAGUGAAGAACAGUGGCGGCUUCCUGUCCAAAGACAAAGGGCUUCUUGGCAAAGUACUGGUUGCUCUUGCAUCUGAAGAACUCGCCAAAGGCUGGACCCAGUGGUAUGACCUCACAGAAGAUGGGACGAGGCCACAGGUGGUGACGUAGCCACGCUGGACGUGAGGCAUCUUUCUCGGUGUAUUUCCCCCUUGACUUGGAACACACUCUCUUGCAGAUGUACCAAUGCUAUUUUUAUAAUCGCGUGUAUUGAGUUAUACAUACCUUAAUAAUUUUAUAAAACUGUUGGCAUUUAAGGCAUAUUUGGCCAAUAUUACUGUUAAACUUUGAUGUUGAGUUUCUUCUAGUGCUCUGCCAGGUACUGUGGUGUGCAGUGGGGUGGUACCGCGUUCCUGUGCCACAUGGAACUCUGUCAGCUGCAUCUGCUAUGAAGCAACACCUGUACCUGCCUUACUCUUGUCCCACAUCACUAUGCCAUGUAUAUAGACUCUAUUUUUAUAAUCUCUACAAGCUGGUUUGGAUGCAGAAGAACAUGGAUCAAGGAAAUACAUAUUUUCUUCUAAAACUCAUUAAAUUCUUAUGACAAAUGAACAUCUUCAUCUUUGCAGCAAAAAGUUCUGUGACCUGUUUUAUGGUGUGUCUUUUUAAAAGGGAAAAUAGAGAGAUUAAAUAUUAGUAUGUUUCUGCCCACUAUGAAUGAUAAAGGAUUCAAGAUAUUAACAUUUUACACAUACAGUUAUGUUAUUAAGAAGUCAAGUGAAGGGCUUAAAGAAUGUUACAGGACUGAGUCAUAUAAAAUGCCAAAAGAAUUUUCAUGGUUCAUAAGUCACAGUAAACUGCCCCAAAAUUUCUUACAUAAAAAGAAAUGUCUUGAUUAUUUUUAGUUGCUCAAUGUAACUGAUUACAAGAGGCACACCUGUCAGGCACAGUGGUGCACACUGGGAGCUAAAACAGGAGAAUCGCGAAUUUGAGGCUGGCCUGGGCUAACAUAAAAAUACUGUCCCAAAUAAAAUCAAAAAUAGAUGCAUAGUUUCAUACGUUUCCCAAACCACAGGAAGAGACUUAAAAUGUUGUCAGGUAAGCUGUUGUCCACAUCAGUUGUGAGCUUGGUUGGCUUUCAAGUGCUCCAGCCCAUGAAGACAGAGGUGCACGUUGGAGUUAUAAGGCUGUGAAGCAGAUCAUGAUGAGUGGGUCAGACAUUGCACUCACAAUGAACAGCCAUCCACUUGCUGUCAGUUUGUUAACCUGGCUCAGCAUCACAGAGGAUACACACCUCAGAACUGGAGUUUGCUGACCUGCUGAUGUGGGCUGCCACAGGACCAGGCAUUAUACCCAGCACCAACACAGUAGCUUCCUGAGUUUUCUCGUUUUAUGCCAGGACACUUCUUAAUAUUGAGAUAUUGUUAUGAAGUUUUUAUUUUUGGAUUCUUUUUAGAUUAUUGAAAGCAUGUUUCAUGUACUUAGCAGUGCCCCAAAACCUCUGUUGAGGUGAGGCUAUAUAACAGUGUUACAAGCUACGCAUGUCUAUAAACAAAGUAUGCACAUAUGCAGAAAGAUUUUUCAGUGUAUAUGUUAAAGCUGUAGGAUGAAAAGGGCUUCCUUAGCCAUGAAAACAUCUAGGACUGUGUGUGCACACUCUGGAAAUACAGCUUGGAGUCAACUGGAGAUGUUCCUGGAACUAAACAACUGUGAGUAAUAGCUCAUGUAACCAAACAUACCAAAGUGCCUCUGGUGGACGCUCAUUGCCAUUUUCACGUGCUCUGUCCAGCGGAUUCAGUUUUGUCUCAGUUUGUGACUUAGACCUUGCACCAUGGGUGUAUUUGUAAUGGAGUCUGCAGCUUCACAGCACAUCACAUAUCAUUGUAGGACCUGUGUGAUCUCACUCUGCUGUCCGCCGACACUUUCCUCUCUUGUCUCUUUAUAAAUUAUUUCUAAUCAGCAUAGGAUUGGCUAUUCUGGAAGGAAGUUAUGAGUAUGUCACACAUAUGACCAUAUACGCACAUAAAACAUUUAACUAGUAUUUUAGUAGCAGGAGAAAAACAGUAAUACCUUAUUAAAUCUAGUUACUUAUCCAUUGUAUUAAGUUUUUUUUUUUAAGUAUUUUUUUUAAAAAUUAGGUCCGUGGAAGAGUUUCUGUCAUGAUCUAUAAAGAAGAAGCACUCAAUGAAAUUUUAUCAUACCAGUAAUUUUUACCAACAUCCUAGACAUGUGGGUUUUUGCACCCACAUACUCAAUUGUGUUCAAUGUAUAUUUUACUUAAUGUAAUGUUCUAAGCACUUAGGGAAAAUGGAUGCAGUUAAGGAUUUAAAGCCCAAAGGAAGCCAGUGAAGCAGCACAACUUGUUACCCUCUGCCACAGUGAGGUCCAGGAGCCAUCUCCGUUGACCUUAAAAGGAAGAAGGACAGGGAAGAUGUAGGGCACUAGGCACCUCCCAGCUGUGAUUCUGUCUAUGCUGUGUGGGAAGGUUGUGGAUCACCCAUCAAAGCCAUGCUCAGCACUCCAGGAUCCUGGUGACAGCAGGCACCAUGAGUUCUCAAAAUGUGACUUGUAGUUUUCAGUGAUCAAUUUACCUAGGAAAGGGGAACUUCACUUUUUCUUCUUUGAACCAAACCAAUGGAGGGAGAAUUAACUGAGUUGAAUUUGAAGUGCAGCUCUGCUGGCUCGUACACGUGGGUUGCUUAUCUUGUGCCUUAAAGUUUGAAAGCGUUUCCAAGCCUCAAUUGAAAACAGAAGCAGCCUUGUUGCUGUGUUUACCACAGUUUAUAUUCUGCACUCCGAGAAUCCUUUUACAGAUAACCCUCAUCAAGAGGCCAGCCCUUGUUAAGAAUCUAAGGCCGACGAGAUCAGCAUAAAGAGCCAUGGGCUUACUCUGGUUGCUGCGUCGACUCCAGUCCUGGCUGAACUACCCACUGCAGGGGGGGAACAGCAGAGAGUUUUUUAAAUCAGAGGAUGUCCUUUUUGCUUAACUAAUUUUACAUGAUAGCGCAUGUAUUUAUUCAAUAAAACUUUUAUGUUAGCUCAUUUGUGAUUUGUUUUUCCUUGGUCUUUUGAAAUGAAAUUUUUAGUGUUGGACCAGGUAGGUUGGAAAGCCAAUAUAUUGUACCCUACAUAUUGCUGUUGUGAGUUCUUUCAUUUUAGUCAUUUGAUACUGUGCCUCCUGUUCCCAUCUUUGCUUGACUCCUCGCUGCUUAGCUUACUAACCUCUGGGUUAUAAAAGCAGUGCUUCCGAAGAGUAAUUGUAAGUAGGGAAAAUAGACCCCAAAUGUCUUUUAUACCCAGAGCACUAAAAAGUCAUGAACACUGAGGAAAAUGGGAGGUAUUCAUACUUUUCAAAUCCAUUAGUGAUGACUGGAAUGGGUUUCAGUGGACACUCAGACCUUUUCUUGGCCUCUCCUUUUACAUGUAAGUGUCUUCACUCAGUUGCUGAAAUGACUUUCCUUGGUUUGUUUGUGGGUUUUUUUUUUUUCCCCAGUAUUGGGGUUUGAACUCAGCCUACACCUUGAGCCACUCUACCAGCCCUUUUUUUGCUUUUUGUAUUUUUUCUUUUUGAUAGAGUCUCACAGUGUUGCCCAAGAAUUCACUAUGCAGCCCAAGAUGAGCUUGAACUCAUAACCUUCCUCCCUCAGCCUCCCAAGUACUGGGAUUAUCGGUGUACACCACCAGACCCAACUUCCUUUACCCUUAUAAUGUCUUUGCUUUCCUUUUUUUGUAAAAAACAAAAAUGUGCUGGGGCUAGAACUCAGGGCCUCAUUCAUGCUGAGCAAGCACUCUCAUCACUGGGCUAUAGUUCCAGCCCUUUCUGUUCUGUUUUCCUUCCCCAGUGCUGUUUCUCAAGAGCAUCUUUCACUGCCUUCUCUACCCAAACUCUUAGGUAUUUGUGUAACACAUGGUUCCUGUUCCUUUUUAAGUUUUAUUUUGCAUUCUUUUUUUAUUUUUGGUGGGACUAGGUUUGUACUUGGGGCUUUGCAGUCACAAAGCAGGCACUCUACCACUUGAGCCAUACCUCCAGAUCACUUUUUUCUGGUUAUUUUGGAGUUGGGAGUCUUAAAAACUAUUUUCCUGGACUUACCUUGAA